AUGGGUGUCCUUUCUGUCAAGCACAAGGAAGUCCAAAUGAGGUUUUAUGAAAAACUUCUUCUCAGCCUGGAUGCAAUGGGAAACAUUAAGGAAGUUCUUGGCAACAGGAAGAAAGAGAUGACAAGUUGGGUCAUUUCCCGGGGAGAACCUGGAGUUCCUGACAUCCUCACUAAACCCAACAUCUUGUUUCCCAGGUGGCACCUUUGUUCCUGCAACUGCAUCCUGCUUCUGAUGAAAAGAAGUUGGGAUCAGGUGUCCAGGGCAGACAGUGAUGUAAAUAAAGAUCCAGUUGCCAUCAAACAGAUGAAUUUGCAGCAGCAGCCCAAAAAAGAACUGAUUAUCAGUGAAAUCCUGGUAAUGAGGGAAAACAAAAACCCCAACAUCGUCAACUACUUGGACAGUCACCCUUUCUCUGGGUCAUCAUGGCAGGAGGCAGGAGGCUCCCUAACAGAUGUUGUGACAGAGACCUGCAUGGACGAAGGACAAAUCGCAGCUGUGUGCCGGGAAUUUGCUUUUCCAGCUGACUUUGGCUUCUGUGCCCAGAUCACUCCUGAGCAGAGCAAGCGCAGCACCAUGGUGGGGACCCCGUACUGGAUGGCGCCUGAAGUGGUGACACGGAAAGCCUAUGGACCCAAAGUGGAUAUCUGGUCACUGGGGAUAAUGGCCAUCGAGAUGAUCGAAGGAGAACCCCCCUACCUCAACGAGAACCCCCUGAGAGCCCUGUAUCUCAUUGCCACUAACGGGACUCCAGAACUGCAGACCCCAGAAAAGCUUUCACCCAUAUUCCGAGACUUCCUAAAUCGCUGUCUUGAAAUGGACGUGGAAAAAAGAGGUUCUGCAAAAGAGCUGCUACAGCACCAGUUCCUGAAAAUUGCAAAGCCUCUUUCUAGUCUCUCUUGUCUGAUUAUUGCUGCUAAAGAAGCAGCAAAGAACAGCCAUUAAAGCAGGGGAGUCAGCACAGCCGUCAUGUCAAGCCCUUUCGACGUCCCUGUCAGAAACCGAAUUACCUGUCCCUGUCCCCUCCUGCUCCUCCUUCACAGGGGUGUUCUUAAAACUUUGAUCUGCCCUGAAGAGUAAGAGACGUAUUGUUUGCUGAACAUGGGAGGGCACGCAACAGGAACGUCGCUGAUCUUGCGUAGUGAACUGUCUUUCCAUCCGCCUUGAUGGGCACGGUAGGGGAAGGGUAUAUUUUAUGGCUGGGAAGAUCUUCUGAGAACAUCUGAACCUGACCUACACGUAGCAAAGCCAGUUGGUUCUUGUAUUUCUUACUGUGUUUAUUUUUAAAGAUAAUGUGGAGCCUUUAGACCACGUUUAUCUUAAUAAAUUAAAUCUUUUUCUGGCUGGACUCCUCCUGCUUCUGCCAGGCUGCUCUUACACCACUGAGGCUGCUCUCUGCUUUGGAUGACUUGAGGAGGGAAGGAAGCAGGCAGCAGCAAUCGGAACAGCUAAAACAACUGGAAGGGGAACGAGGGCAGGACCAUGCAGCCCUCCUCCAGUACUGCUGGAUGCUUCGAGGGAGAAAGGAGAAAGCCUGUGUGUUCUUCUGUCAGCUGUUCAACAGCUCAUGAUCUUUUUGCCAAAUUGUGUGAAUCAAGGUCCUUCCCCCCACACUUUACUUUCAACUCAACUAAUUAAAAAGCUAUCAAAUAGUUCUGAUACUCUAGAAAAAAAUCACAGGAAAAAUCAACUGGGCUUUCUUUUAGGGUUAUUUUGUUAGUUCUGUCUGGCCUCAUGGAGACCUGCCCUGCACGAUAAAGCAAACAGAACAAUUACUGUUAUAAAGAUAA
Messenger RNA from Oxyura jamaicensis (ruddy duck), 1787 nucleotides. RefSeq names its product serine/threonine-protein kinase PAK 1-like. Lineage: Eukaryota; Metazoa; Chordata; Aves; Anseriformes; Anatidae. Gene Ontology annotation, molecular function: protein serine/threonine kinase activity; ATP binding. The transcript is spliced from 8 exons. Gene Ontology annotation, cellular component: cytoplasm. The coding region runs from base 1 to 942 and encodes 313 amino acids. Gene Ontology annotation, biological process: regulation of MAPK cascade; regulation of axonogenesis; protein phosphorylation. The record is from RefSeq and is a predicted model, not a curated record.